Hordeum vulgare subsp. vulgare (domesticated barley) is the source of this 1725-nucleotide messenger RNA. RefSeq names its product COBRA-like protein 5. The record is from RefSeq and is a predicted model, not a curated record. NCBI's taxonomy places the organism in Eukaryota, Viridiplantae, Streptophyta, Magnoliopsida, Poales, Poaceae. Gene Ontology annotation, biological process: cellulose microfibril organization; plant-type cell wall cellulose biosynthetic process. Bases 220 to 1569 code for a protein of 449 amino acids. Gene Ontology annotation, cellular component: plasma membrane. The transcript has 2 exons.
CAGGCCGGCCUGCACAAGUAUGAUGUAUACAUCCAUCGAUCGAUCGAUCGUUAGCAGAGAGAUGGGGCUGAGCCAUCACCCGCGGAUUAAUUCAAUGGAGUUUUUGUUAAGUUACCCAAGCCACCGACGACAUGCCAUCUCGCUCCUGCUCGUUGAUAAAUUGCCUCACUUCUUCUUCCAGCUGGUAUUCUAAUUUUCGCCCUUUAAUCAGCUCCAUCGAUGGAGCUCCCCAACUCUAUGCUCCUGGCUCUGUUCCUCGCGAUCACCUGCUCCGUCGCAGCUGCGUAUGAUCCGCUGGACCCGACGGGCAACAUUACGAUCAAGUGGGACAUCCAGUCAUGGACGCCGGACGGGUACGUGGCGAUGGUGGCGAUGAACAACUACCAGCAGUACCGUCAGAUCAUGGCGCCGGGGUGGACGCUGGGGUGGUCGUGGGCCAAGAAGGAGGUGAUCUGGUCCAUCGUGGGCGCGCAGGCCACGGAGCAGGGCGACUGCUCCAAGUUCAAGGGCGGCAUCCCGCACUGCUGCAAGCACACGCCCUCCGUCGUCGACCUCCUCCCCGGCGUGCCCUACAACCAGCAGAUCGCCAACUGCUGCCGCGGCGGCGUCGUCUCCGCCUACGGCCAGGACCCGGCCGGCGCGCUCUCGGCGUUCCAGGUCUCCGUGGGGCUCGCCGGCACCACCAACAAGACGGUGAAGCUGCCCAAAAACUUCACGCUCAUGGGGCCCGGGCUCGGCUACACCUGCGGCCCCGCCACCGUCGUCCCCUCCACCGUGUACUGGAGCGCCGACCACCGCCGCAAGACGCAGGCGCUGAUGACCUGGACGGUGACCUGCACCUACUCGCAGCAGCUGGCGUCGAGGUACCCGACGUGCUGCGUCUCCUUCUCCUCCUUCUACAACAGCACGAUCGUGCCGUGCGCCCGGUGCGCGUGCGGCUGCGGCGCGCACAAGAGCACGGGCGGGCGCGGCGGCAAGAGCCACAGCGACGGGUGCAUCGCCGGCGACUCCAAGCGCGCGCUGACCCCCGGGGUGAACACGCCCAAGAAGGACGGGGCGCAGCUGCUGCAGUGCACCAACCACAUGUGCCCCAUCCGCGUGCACUGGCACGUCAAGCUCAACUACAAGGACUACUGGCGCGCCAAGAUCGCCGUCACCAACUUCAACUACCGCAUGAACUACACGCAGUGGACGCUCGUCGCUCAGCACCCGAACCUCAACAACGUCACGGAGGUCUUCAGCUUCCAGUACAAGCCGCUCCUGCCAUACGGCAACAUCAACGACACCGGCAUGUUCUACGGCCUCAAGCUCUACAACGACCUGCUCAUGGAGGCCGGCCCGUUCGGCAACGUGCAGUCGGAGGUGCUCAUGCGCAAGGACGACGCCACCUUCACCUUCGGUCAGGGAUGGGCUUUCCCGCGCAAGAUCUACUUCAACGGCGAUGAGUGCAAGAUGCCGCCGCCGGACUCGUACCCGUACCUGCCCAACUCCGCGCCGCCGCGUUCUUCCAUCAUCACCGCUGCUGCCUCAACGUGCCUGGUGUUGCUGCUCCUGCUCCUGGCGGCGUGAUCUAUAUAUCCUGGUGCCACAAUUUUCCCAUUUUGUAAAAGACAACGCACUGUUGUAGGUAGGGGCAUUUUGGUCUUGCGAGUAUUUUACCUUGUACACCAAGAUGGUAUGUUCAAGUGAUUUCAUGGUAAUCCUUAAGGGAAACGUUACCUUCCA